CCAAAAUGGUUGCCCCCGAGAAGAAAAGGUCACGCACAUGAGAAGAGAGGUUUUCUCGACCAGCUACAGUUCCGUUGGGUGAUUCCUAUGAACGGAAUAUGUCACAGUAGUCUCUGACAUAGAGAACAAUAUGUCUAAGGGCCUAAUCAACUUGUCAAAGUCCUUGGCCAGAUUGAGCCUCCAGGGUCCUUCCAACACGUUAGUACAAUGUACCAGAGCUUUGAACUGCAGCAGUCUUCAGCAUGUACUUGAACUCCAAGUCCGUGGGAAGGCAAAGUGCCCAGCUUUGACUGUGGACAGUUCACGGUAUAUGAUAUGCACUCCUCCUGGAGUAGGACUAGUGGUACAAACAUCAGGACUGUACACGACUGGCGCGGCACCUCAUGACAACAGGUUUAAGGAUGGAUUCACAAAGUUCAAGGACCAUCCCAUCUACAAGAAAGGUGUCUACACACUAAAGCCUAUCCCAUUCCCAAAGAGUGGUGGAAGAGACCCCAAGACAGGAAGAAUUGUCAUCCAUGGCAUUGGAGGUGGACACAAGCACCACUACAGGAUGGUGGAUUUCAAGCGGAUUGGUCCAGAGAAAGGCCCUCCAAAAACAGAAAAGGUGGUCGCUGUUAGGUACGAUCCCAACCGUUCGGCCAGAAUCGCGAUCGUUGCAGGAGAGGCCCACAAGCGCUACAUCCUGGCCACCAGGAACAUGCAGGCUGGCAACCUUAUCAGGACAUACGGAGAGAUUCCCAGAAUGCCUGUGUUGGCAGAAGAAGGUGAUGCCCACCCAGUAGGAGCCCUCCCCACAGGAACCCUGGUACAUAACGUGGAGGUGGAGCCACACUUUGGAGGCACUCUUGUACGUGCAGCUGGCACCACGGCUCAGGUACUCAGGAAGGCUGCAGGACAGGUAAUUCUGCAGCUGCCCUCCAAGCAUCAGAUCUCCAUUGAUGAGCGCUGCAUGGUGACAGUUGGUCAGGUGUCCAACCAUGAACACAACCAGCGAAUGAUCGGGAAAGCCGGGCGCAACCGUUGGCUGGGAAAACGUCCCAGCAGCGGUCUGUGGAAGAGGAAGGGGGGCUGGGCAGGCCGGAAGAUCAGGCCGUUACCUCCGAUUAAGGUGUACCUGGCUUCUGACAAGGUGGAGGAAAAGAAAACCUAGCUUGACAAGAUUCAUGUAACUUUAUGAUUGUAGUAUACUGCUUGGGAGACAAUUUAUCAAACAAGUGUCAUAAUGGUAAUUCACAACAAUCAUUAUUCUAUAUGAAAAUAUUCUGAUUUCAAUACCUACAUACUACAUAUACUAUUAACUUUUAUGAUCCUGUAAAAUUCAAUAUGUAUUAACUUCAUGCUGUACAUGUACACUGAUGGGGAUUUUUGCAUUGAACCAGUAAUAAAAAUGGAGACUGACAAAAAGAGCCU
This is a messenger RNA of Branchiostoma belcheri (Belcher's lancelet), 1413 nucleotides long. RefSeq names its product 39S ribosomal protein L2, mitochondrial-like. Lineage: Eukaryota; Metazoa; Chordata; Leptocardii; Amphioxiformes; Branchiostomatidae. The transcript is spliced from 6 exons. Gene Ontology annotation, cellular component: large ribosomal subunit; ribosome. Bases 131 to 1153 code for a protein of 340 amino acids. Gene Ontology annotation, biological process: cytoplasmic translation. The record is from RefSeq and is a predicted model, not a curated record. Gene Ontology annotation, molecular function: RNA binding; transferase activity; structural constituent of ribosome.